Messenger RNA from Prionailurus viverrinus (fishing cat), 1008 nucleotides. RefSeq names its product zinc finger DHHC-type palmitoyltransferase 22 (gene ZDHHC22). Bases 217 to 1008 code for a protein of 263 amino acids. Gene Ontology annotation, molecular function: palmitoyltransferase activity. The record is from RefSeq and is a predicted model, not a curated record. Gene Ontology annotation, biological process: protein palmitoylation. Gene Ontology annotation, cellular component: Golgi apparatus. The transcript has 3 exons. Lineage: Eukaryota; Metazoa; Chordata; Mammalia; Carnivora; Felidae.
CCUCCUGGCCCCCACUCGCUGGCGCCCAAGUGGGAGGACGGCAGCUGCCCGCUCCCUCCUCCCCACGUCCCCGCUACCUGCCCAGUCCCCGAAGCGAAGCGUGAGGAGGCUACGAGCCAGCGGGGCCGAGCCCACAACUUUGCAGCCUCGGGGAGCGUGAGAGCCGGCGUCCGGGGCUCCUCUUGUCCGCGACCCGAGCUCGGAAUGUAAUCGAGGAUGCUGGCCCUGAGGCUGCUCAACGUGGUGGCCCCCGCCUACUUCCUGUGCAUCUCCCUGGUGACCUUCGUGCUGCAGCUCUUCCUCUUCCUGCCCAGCAUGCGCCAGGACCCCUCGGCCGCCUGGCUCUUCUCUCCCGCGCUGCUCCACGGGGCGCUCUUCCUGUUCCUCUCAACCAAUGCCCUGGGCAAUUACGUCCUGGUCAUCCAGAACUCCCCGGACGACCUGGACGCCUGCCAGGGGCCCUCGACCAGGAGGGCCCCGUGCCCCCCGCCCAGCACCCACUUCUGCCGCGUGUGCGCCAGAGUCACCCUGAGGCACGAUCAUCACUGUUUCUUCACCGGCAACUGCAUCGGCGGCAGGAACAUGCGCAACUUCGUCUUGUUCUGCCUCUACACCUCCCUUGCCUGCCUCUACUCCAUGGUGGCCGGGGUGGCCUACAUCUCAGCAGUCCUUUCCAUCUCCUUCGCCCACCCCCUGGCCUUCCUCACGCUCCUUCCCACCUCCAUCAGCCAGUUCUUCUCCGGAGCUGUCCUCGGUUCUGAAAUGUUCGUCAUCCUCAUGCUCUACCUCUGGUUUGCUAUCGGCCUGGCCUGCGCGGGCUUCUGCUGCCAUCAGCUGCUGUUGAUCCUCAGGGGGCAAACCCGCCACCAGGUGCGGAAGGGGGUGGCGGUGAGGGCCCGGCCCUGGCGCAAGAACUUACAGGAGGUCUUCGGGAAGAGGUGGCUGCUGGGCCUGCUGGUCCCCAUGUUCAAUGUUGGAGGUGAGAGCUCCAAGCAGCGUGACAAAUAG